Molecule: messenger RNA, 3015 nt
Organism: Daphnia pulex (common water flea)
Lineage: Eukaryota; Metazoa; Arthropoda; Branchiopoda; Diplostraca; Daphniidae
Product: solute carrier family 13 member 5-like
Exons: 19
Coding region: 11-2896 (961 amino acids)
Biological process (GO): citrate transport; monoatomic anion transmembrane transport
Cellular component (GO): membrane
Molecular function (GO): succinate transmembrane transporter activity; protein binding; citrate transmembrane transporter activity
Source: RefSeq, a predicted model, not a curated record
AUCAUUCACCAUGUCUAGCUGUAAGAAAUUCUUCCAGCUUCAUUUCAGUCCUUACUUGAAGACAUUCGUCGUCAUAUUAACUCCGUUGUUGCUUCUACCAUUGGUCUUUCACGGAGCGGAAGCCCGUGCUGGCUAUGGCGUCUUGCUUAUGACCAUUUACUGGCUCACGUCGGCUCUACCAGUGGCCGUUACUAGUCUUUUACCUAUUGUUAUCUUCCCGUUGAUGGACAUUUUGAGCACGUCUGAAGUUUGCUCUCUGUACAUCAAAGAGUCCAACAUUGUCUUCUUCGGUGGCGUCGUGCUGGCACUAGGCGUCGAACGGUCCAAUCUACAUCGCAGAAUAGCACUUAGAGUCAUACUCACAUUUGGCACCAAUCCACGAUGGCUCAUGUUGGGUUUUAUGAUGGUCAGUAUGCUCCUGUCGCUGUGGAUUUCAAAUUCAGGAGUCACGGCCAUGUUGAUCCCGAUUGUGGACGCUGUCGUCGACGAACUGUUUCAAGAUACCAAGGAUGUAGAAUUAGGAAUGAACGGUAUCACUUCACUUCCGGGUCACUCGGCUACCGUGCACGAGAAAGAGCAGCCGACUGAGCGAAGCAAUGAAGGGGUCGAUAUGAAACGCAGAAUCAAAGUUCCAUUCCUGAUGGCCGUCAGUUACACGGCCAGUAUUGGCGGAACGGGAACUUUGAUUGGUUCAGGACCGCCGUUGGCUUUCAAAGGAAUUCUUGAAGAGUUGUACGGAUCUGAAACUGGGCUAAGUUUUGCUACCUGGAUGGCUAUCGGCGUUCCCGUUGCAUUGAUUACUACCCUCCUCGCCUGGGUCUGGCUUCAAAUUCUUUUCAUGGAUAACUUCAAAUCAAGGCAAGAAAGUGGCAUGAGGAGCAAAACAGAAAUCAAGUCAUCGAUUCGAAGCCAAUACAGAGAACUUGGGCCGAUUACCUUUUACGAAAAAUCUAUCGUGUUUCUCUUUGUCUUGUUGAUUGUCUUGUGGGUCUCCAAAGACCCGCAAUUCAUGCCCGGAUGGGAGGAUUUGUUCCCUCUCGAGCAUCGAAUCGGUGAUGCAACUGUAGCCAUUGCUAUUGUCCUUCUGGCAUUCAUUAUGCCAUCCAAGCCGAAUUUCUGGUGCUUUAGCAAACCGGGAAAAGCACCUGGCUCCAGUCCAGCUUUACUCGAGUGGAGUUACGUCCAGCAGAGAUUUCCUUGGAGUGUUCUACUUUUACUAGGUGGAGGCUUUGCCAUUAGCGACGCUUCUAAAGCAUCUGGAUUGUCUUUUAUGCUCGCCAAUCACCUCUCUGCUUUGGCGGCCUUACCUCCGUUUGCCGUUAUGUUUCUCGUAUGUCUACUAGCCUCCGCAAUGACCGAAAUAGCCUCAAACGCAGCCGUCGCUUCCAUCUUGCUCCCAAUCGUAGCUCAAAUUGGUGAAGUGACUAAUAUGAAUCCAUUAUACCUUAUGAUUCCCGUCACCUUCAGCUGCUGUCACGCCUUCAUGUUGCCCGUUGGUACACCCAGCAACGCCAUGGUAUUUUCAGCCGGAAAAAUGAAAGCUGGAGAAAUGAUUAAAGCUGGGGUAGUCAUGAAUAUUAUCAGCAUACUUGUCUUAUGCAUAGAUGUUCGCGAUCUGUUGAGGAACUGGAGAGAGGAAAACUGUCGGCAAAGUGAAGAUGUCGUUGAUCUGUGGAAUGAAGUAUUGGCAAAUCACUUUGGUAAAUUGGGGGAUGAAGGAUGGCUCGUUUUAGAGCAAGUAUUUAUUGCAGCGCUUGAUUGUCACAACAUGGAGGUGGCCAAUUUCUGUCUUUCAAAAUUGAAUCAAGAGUUUCCUGAUAGUUUGAGAGUAAAAAGACUCAAAGCAAUGAAAUAUGAGGCUUCAGAAAAGUAUGAACAUGCUUUAGAUAUUCUUGAUUUAAUCAUCAAGAAGGAUGAAACCAAUGCUGCUUCUCGUAAGCGUAAGGUGACAAUCUACAAAUCUCAGGGAAUGAUUAUUGAGGCCAUUAAAGAGUUGACUGACUAUCUCAGAAUCUUCAUGGCUGACCAAGAAGCAUGGAUGGAAUUGUGUGACCUUUACAUCAGCCAACAGGAGUGGAAUAAAGCUGCUUUUUGUGUUGAAGAGUUGUUGCUGCACAGUCCUUUCAACCAUUUGUACCUUCAGAGAUAUGCAGAAAUCAAGUAUACUCAGGGAGGCUAUGAAAAUCUUGAAGUAGCAAGGUCUUACUAUUCCCAAGCAGCCAAAUUGAAUCCAAAGAAUGUUAGAGCCUUGUAUGGACUUAUGCUUACCUCUGUGCACAUGGCAUCUAAUUCAAAAUGCCCUUCUCAAAAGAAGAAAGAGAGCAUCAAAUUGAGCGAGUGGGCAACGAAUCAACUGUCUCAACUUCAGGACUCGAACGACAGCAAGCUGUUUUCAUCUCAAAUCCUUGAAGGAAUGGGAAAUUUGCAGAUUGGCAACGAUUCUAAAAAUAAUCCCCAAUCAAUACUUACGCAGUGCCGUCAGUUCGAACCGGUCAUUGUCGUAAAAAUGAUGAAAGAGUGCGGUUUACUUUUCGUUUGCUGGGCGACUGUGGUGUUGGCUGGAAUAUUACAACCUCUUCCCAGCCAUUCAGCGAUGGGAGACUGCCGAUCCAACGAAGAUUGUGGUCCCAACCGGUGCUGCCUACUUGGUAUGAUGCGGUACAGUACGCCGUGGUGCGCGCCAUUAUUGAAUUUAGGUGAAGACUGUCGACCGACCAGCAGUAACGAGCCUUCAAUAACCAAUAGAACGCUGGCUUACCCUGGAGGCCUUGAAAUCUUCCUUAAAGAUGCUUAUCAGAUUCUCUGCCCGUGUGACGCCAAUCAAGGACUCGUCUGCAGUCACCUAAGCGCGACGUGCAUCUCCGACGAAAGCCUGAAUGACAUUUCACCACUCUAAAACUCGAUCGACCUGAUUUUUGUUUGUUUCAAAAUUCUUCUCUCUCUUUCUUUUUUAAAUGUCAAAUUAUUUCACGUGCGAUUUCGUCGAUUAAAAUAAACCACAACAAAAAAACCGAA